UAGUCAGUUGAUUUAGUUGGCCUGUCGUGUCUGUCCUUGGUUCUCUUGGGCUUUGAAGUGGUUGUGUUGGGGUGGGUGAGAAUCGAUGGCUUCCUUGUCGGCCCCAUGGAAGGCUUGGCCUUUUGCCACCCACUGGCUGACUUGACUUCGUCGCCGGCCAAGCACGCAACGAUUUGCGUGAUGGACUGAUGCCCCUGUGUGUGUUUAUCGCGGCUGGGUGCGUGUAUGACUCAGAUGCGCUCAUAUACGGGGAGUCCGAGAGGAAACAGCGUGUGUGCCUGUCAGCCAGCCCCUCUUUGGCUGCAGGUGGUACUUCUCGAUGGCGUGGAGGUCAAAGCUCACUCAGCAUGCAGCUCCUUUUGCCGUGGCUUGUUGGGUGGGGUAGGAGAAGGGCAGGCAUUUUGCUGCAUAAUACGUGUCUGCGUGAGUAUGCCGAUGGUAUCAAUCGGUUGACCGAUAACAAUGGGGGUCGACGGACUCGGUGACACUAGAACCGAUCCACCAUUUUAGCUGUCUUUGGCUGUGCUCAAUUCUCCCUCGGCGUUUUCUGCCUGGCCAUGGUCACUUUAUGUUCCUGCUGGGGGCUGCGUGGGUGUAUGGUGGCUGGCAGUCAUGCCCUUGUUGGUACUAGUACUCUGUCAUGGUGGCUUCGGCCGGUGACUGUCUGGGCGGUGGCUGCCUCGCGCCUUGGCGUGACGGUCGACUCACAACGAGGGGGACACGAGAAUUGCAUUAAUUGAGUGAUCGACUGUGCUGUGACAGCUAUUUACAUAUUCGUCUCUCGCAUAUAUGCAUUCAUGUGUCUGACAUUGAAGCGUGAGUGAAACGCAUUUACGCAUUUACGCUUUGGCUCGCUUUUUUGAUCGCGCUCUCUCUUUCAUUCUCCGUUGGAAUAAAGUUUUUUCUCUGAGUUGAAUAUCUCCAUUGCUCUUCUUUGAGGACGGUCACAAGCGGCGAUGAUGACUCGCGUGUGGCGUGUUUGGCUCAUCACUCUGCUGACGGUGCUUGUCACUCGUGCGGCUGCCCAAGAGGCCGAGGAGGGACGUGAGUGGUGAGUCACUCAGUCAGUCACUCACUCAGUCGGUCAGUCCAUCACACUCUCUUUCAUCUCACAGGUGUGGUGCUGCGGCCGAAGAGGCAUUGCCUGCCUGGGACUACUGCGCUGACGGUGGCAAUCCCGUGACCGUCGAGGUCAAGGCGGUGAGUGGCCCGAACCUCGACCCUUCCAGUGACGUCUUCCUCAAGCUCGUCGGCACCGAAGGAACAACACAAGACAUCCGAAUCGCAAGUGAGUAUGUCACACACACAAUGACAGUCUUUCACUCGGCCGCUCACUGUCUGCCUGUGUGAUGGAUGCGUGUCAAGGUGAGGAGGGCGGCACCAAGCGUCGGGUGCAGACGAGUGCGGCUGAUGUUGGGCCGCUGGAGGCGGUGAUAGUGCGGAGCGACAGCAAAGACAAGGCGGCUCACUGGCGCUGCAAGACCAUCACCGUCUUCAGCUACUACCGAUGGUUCCAGUGCGGCUGCACCGACGAACUCUCCGCCGCAUCACCAUCAGCCGUACGUAACUAACGCAUCAGACAGGCGUCCAUGCGCACCAUGUCUGUCUGUGUGUUGUGGUCAGGAGUACACGUUGAGUGCGAGUGAGCCCUACGAGGUCACCAUCGAAACGGGCGGAGACGACAAAGGUCAACCACACACACACAGCACAACACAACACAACACAUGAAGGAAUGAGUGCACUUCCCUCUCUGUGUCUCUGUGUGUGUGUGUGUGUGUGCAGCGAGUACACAGGGCAGCAUCACCGGCGGCACGUCUGCUCACGUGCGCAUCCGGGCGACCAGUGUGGGCAAGAUCAAGGCCAUCCGCCUCACCAACACGGCCGCAGACGACCCGUGGUUCUGUGACACUCUCAAGCUCAAGCGCCAGGACGGCAGUGCCGUGAGCUUCCGCGUGCGGCGAUGGAUCGGCACACCGUACCCCACGACGGCAGAGGUGGGGCUGGGCGAGGAGUCCGGCAGCUGUCACAUCAGCUGCCGGACUCGACUCAUCGGUGCCACGGGCAGCACGACACCAGAGGGCCCCAACAUGAUCAAAGUAACCACACCUGCCGGCCUGCCUGCCCGACACACCUGACACAUGGAUCUCUCUGUUCUGUGUGUGUCAUGUGUCUGUUGUGCCGGUCAGGUGUUGUGUCCGUCCAACUACCAGGCAGACGAGGCGCAGUUUGUGUCCUCGUCCAUCUGCGGCGCCACUCUCAUCGUCACGGUUUGCAACCACACCAACCACACGCAGCAGCAAAAAUACAUCACUCUGUCUGUCUCUCUCUGUGUGUGUGUGUGUGUGCGUGCAGGAGGUCUCUUCAUUGGGGACUUUGGGUGAGUUCACGGAGGCGAGUGCCCGGAAGGCGUGUCGGGAUAUGGGCUGUCAUGACGUCGAGGGGGAGUACUACUGCGCCGUGGCCAUGGGCGGCAUCCACUGCAAGGGCGACGAGGAGAGCUUCCUCAAGUGCACCUUCGACGUCAAGUGCACCUUUGGCGCCAACCACAUCUUGGACGUGGCCGUCAUGUGCACCAACAACCCGCCCGCCAAGACACCCGCCAAGGGCACGCUGCGCAUCCUCUCCGCAGCCGGCGCACACGCCAACGAGGGACGACUCGAGGUGAGAGAGCUAGUGAGGUCGUGGGCAUGAUCACACACACAUACACACACAUUCACGCCACGAUUUCAAUGAUAUGUCAUCCAUCUCCAUCUCCAUGUGUGUGCGUGUGUGUGUAGGUGUAUCUGCCGAGCCGUGACCUGUCCAAGUGGUGGUCGACAGUGUGCGACGACAACUGGAUGGCCGCGAGUGAGCGCAUCGCCUGCCUCCAGAUGGGCUACGCGGGUGCAGCCAGGGGCGGCGCACACAAAGAAAGCUGCACCGACUACAAAGGAGUGAACGUAUGCGGACCCGCCGGCACAAGGUCAAUGCACCACUCACAAAAUGGACAGAGAGAGAGGCAGAUAUGAAUGUGUGUAUGUGUGUGUGUGUGUGUGUGUGUGUGGUUUCAGGAUUAUCUGCCUGAUGGACUUCAUGUGCGACGGCAGCGAAUCACAACUCCUCCAAUGCCCAUACGUAAUUACGUGGACAUCCGACACACAACACACACAAAUGCAUCAUGCAUUUGUGUGUGUCCAUCCCUCCAUUCCGUUCAUCUGUCAUUCAGACGACGGGCAGCGACAUUUACUGCUCCCACGACGAGGACGUUGUCGUGUCGUGUGAGGGCGACAACGGCGAUCCCUCGGGCAGCGGACUGCACCAGAAAGACCCCCCGCCCACAUUCGUCCACUACUCAUUCCCCCCCAAGACAAAACUCACUUGCUCCGACACCAUCGCCAGCAAGGUAGGUCCACACACACACACAGAGAGAGAGAGAGGAAAUGCAUGUGAUAUGUGUGUGUGUUGAUGCAGCUUGGCGGCGGUGGGUUGGUGGGCACCACAGUGGUGGCGACGUGUGAGGGCAGCUGCAGUGAUGCAGGGGUCCAAGUGGUGGGGACGCUCAUCUACAGCGAGGCAUCCCCCGUCUGCAAGGCUGCCGUCCAUGCUGGCGUCAUUGGCGACGGCGGCGGCGACGUCACCCUCACCCUCAAGCACCCCAUCCACCAUUACACCGGUCAGUCAGUCUGCCUCACACACACCACACCACACUCGUGGACUGUGUGUGUGGAUGUGUGUCGUGGAUGCAGGCACUAAGCGAGGCGAGAUCACUUCUGUGUCGGCCGACAUCGACGGCAGCAAGAGCUUUGUCGUCUCACGCCCGACGCCAAACGUGCUGGCGCGCCUUGCCGAGACCAAGCAGCCGCACUAUGCCGGCGUGGGCGUCCCCCCUCCCACCACAAGCACAGCCACGACGGCCACGUCCUUCAUGGAGGUCAGUGCCACGUCUGCCGCUGCGCCCACCGCUCUGCCGCACCCGCGGUACGCGCCCGUUGGCUGGCACGGAUUCAAUGGCGACAACUGGAUCGCCGCCAGCGACCUGCCGGGUACAGUACCCUCACCCCGACACAACACAACACAGCCAACGACACUCCACUGCACUCGUGUGUGUGUGCGUCAGAUGCUGACAAGGUGCGUGGGCUGACGAGCUUCUCGGUGGCGUGCCGUGUGCGUGUAAUGGGCGAGCACACACACCGAAUCAGCAACGGCUUCAGCCAGUGCAACGGCUUCAGCCUUAGUGUGGGUGACAACGACGAGCUGGUGUUCGACCAGAUCUGCAGCCCAUCGCCCGGCGUGACGUCGGGCAGCCGUGUCACCUACUUCCAACCAGGUCAACCACAAUCCAUCCAACACACACACACACACACACGUGUCUGUGUGUCCAUGUGGUUAACCAACGAUGCAGAGAAGUAUGUGGCCAUGUACGUCAACGGCCUGGCCACCGACUUCGAGUUCGAGCUGACCACCCGGCUGGCCAUCGGCCGCCUGAGUGGCGACAUCACGGCCGUCCACAUAUACGACUAUGUCCUCUCACAAGACGACGUCAACAAGGUGACUGACUGACCACACGUGUGAGCGCAUCACACGUAUCACAUCACACUCCCUCUCUGUGUGUGUGUGUGUGUCAGGACAUGGACAUGUCGUUUGAGCAUCCCUUUGGCGGUGUGGGCACCUCCCGCCGACACACGACCGACGGCCGUCUCUGCACAUCUCCGUGCAAGACCUCCCCGCCCCCUCCCGCCACAUGCAACGUGACGACCGACUCGCUCGGCGGCGGGCGCGUGUCGAUGCGCCGGCCGCACCCGCGAUACGGCAAGCUCACCACUCGUGUCCUCUUUGGAAUCCGCGAGAAGUCAGUUUCGGCCAGCCCUGCAGGCAGGCACUUCCCGGCAUCCAUUGUGCAGGACCUCAACGAUGUCAGAGGUCAGCCAGCCCAUCACCCACAACAGAUACAGACACACAGACGUGUCUGUGUCUGUCAGAGUAUGAGCACAAUAGUGGUGGGCAGGGCAUGGACGACUCUGACGUCUCGCCGAAGUUCGGUCCCUCCUUAGGCUUCGGAAAGUCAACGGUACAGACAGACAGACAGACAGAGGCAUGGCUGUGCUGCUGUGUUGUGCACAGGGUGUGAUCCCUUCUGUCGGCGCGAUCGUCCCCGCGUGGUUCAACGAGAUGGUGGUGCGGCCGAUCCAGACUCAAUGUGCGUAAGGAGAUGCGUACACUACACAGGCACACACACAUGAUUGUUGUUUGACUGCGUGUGCCUGUGUAGUGUGGCUGCCACGCGUUACCAGGACCCCCACUGACACCACCACCACAGCCACAGCCACAGCAACCACCGCCACGGCCCCGGCCACCACCCCUGCCACAGCCACCAACAGAAACCAGCGUCGCAGGGGCAGGCGCGGCCGACGAGGGGGGGGUGCCGUCGGUCAGGUCCGUCGGUUCGUCGAUAGAACCAUCGUCAAUCCGGGCGAGACCGAAGAACAGAGAGGUGAGUCGACUGAAGUGACACACGCCACAUCAUACUCAUAUCUCUCAUGUCUGUCUUUGUCUCUCUGUGCGUGUGUGUGUGAAGUCGCGAGACACAUUCGUCAAACAGCACUUCGAGCGUAUAGAGAAAUCACCGCAACCCCCGGCUUCAGAUUUACGACUGUCAACAUCCACACAACCCCCCCCACAAAAGACACCGACACACAUGAGAUGUCACGGUGGUGUUUGGUGUGUCAGAUAACUGCAGAGGCGCUCGGAUGGGAGCUGCACGACGCGACCCGCGCCCGGGCACCGGCCGGUGCCCGGCGCAUGGCCGUUGCCUUCCAGAUAACCCCGAGGUGGGACACGCAGCAUGCACACGUACACACUAGGCACAGCUGCCUCACGCCGAGUGAAACGUUGAUGUGUCUCCUCUCGCUGCACAAGGGCGGCCGGAUAUUUUGAAGUCAUGGAGAAUCGAGAUCUGACCGAGCAAGAGCUGGACGCCAUCAAUCGCUUCUUGCAACAGCUGGUGGCGGCGGCAGGUAAGGACACACACGGUAACACACAUAACCCUUGUAUGUGUAUGCCCGUGUGUGUGUGUUUUUUUGUUCAGACGCGUGAAGCGCACUCAUCCCACACUCCACACCAACACUCAACCUCGUCAGCUCCGCACGUGCCACAGACACGACACAGAGAGACAGACACACCAGCACAACAAUGAAUGCAGCCGUGUCUGUGUGUGUGCGUAUGUGUGUGUGUGCAGGUGUUUGGUUCGACGCUGACUGAGUCCAAUGCCGACAUCGUCUCGUGGGGCAUCGACGACGUCACAGUGCACCUGCAGCAGUGAAUCGACGGACGGAUGAAUGGAUGGACUGACUGACACAGAACUGACUGACAAUACGAUAGAUGCAUGG
Messenger RNA from Vitrella brassicaformis, 6365 nucleotides. Lineage: Eukaryota; Vitrellaceae. The record is from the annotation of a GenBank genome assembly.